Messenger RNA from Rhopilema esculentum, 4658 nucleotides. RefSeq names its product vacuolar protein sorting-associated protein 54. The record is from RefSeq and is a predicted model, not a curated record. NCBI's taxonomy places the organism in Eukaryota, Metazoa, Cnidaria, Scyphozoa, Rhizostomeae, Rhizostomatidae. Gene Ontology annotation, cellular component: GARP complex. Gene Ontology annotation, molecular function: syntaxin binding. Gene Ontology annotation, biological process: Golgi to vacuole transport; retrograde transport, endosome to Golgi.
UUGGCCAUUUCCAAAUGGUGUCAACAUGGUUUGAUUUUGUAAUCCAAGAAGCAACUGAUUUGGUGGUCACUGAAGUGCUUACUUUGAACAUUUGGAAAGGAAAAGAACAGGAACUUUUUCAUGCAUUUAAAUGCUUUGAUUUAUCUAUAAUAUUCAAGAUAUAUUACACAUCAAGCUACUAAAUCUUAUUUCAAAUUGACCCCAGGAAGGAUUUUGUUUUGCUCGAUAAAGCCCGUAUUAAAAGCCAGUUAUAACCGAAGCCAAAAGCACUUGACAUGGACAAUUUAUAAAUCUAGAAGUUAACUUGGCAUAAAUGUUUUUGAUAAGUCCGUUUGCCAGGUAUGAUUCAAGACUGUUCGAAAAGAACAACACGCUAUUUAAUAGCCUAUUAUGUAUUAUGUAAGUGAAUUUCAAAAACAUUUCGGACGAAGCUGGUGAAUUUCUGUGGGCACAGUUUAUAUAAAGUGAACUGACAUGUGAGAGGAAUUUAAUCAAAUUGCCAACCAUGUUGCGAAUGGCAGAUGCUGUUGCAAAUAAUCCUUGGCAAUUUUGCCUUGUCUGCCAAGAUAAGUAUAUUUUCAGCACUACUGCCGAAUUUAGAAGGCAUCUCAGGCAAUUCCACUGUUCAAAGGAAGGAGGAUCUUUUGUUUGUCACUAUGGAAAACAUGGGGUUUGUCAGUCACUUCCAUUAGAGGGUGUGAACAGCAAAGACUACGAAGAUCAUGUUGAAAAGGUCCAUGUUUAUCUAGAUGGUCGAGUGGAUCCAAGUCAAGUUCAAACUCAACAGUCAAGCUCAAUGAUUGCAAAGCCAAAAAUACCAAAGUUUAAAGUGGAUGAUGUAAAGACAUGGACAAAAUAUUCCUCACAAAACCUUUCAAGUGCACUGAAUGACCCAAGAAGGCAUGGUCGCCACAUAUAUCUUUUUACACAAUUAUGGGGAGAGAGCUUUGUCCCACAGGAGGUUGUUCCACUUACAUUGUUGCCAAACAUCCCAAAAGUGUACUUUGAUGGCUAUAUCAAAAGAAUGGAAUUUAAAUUUAUGGGGCAUCAAAAGUUGAAGAGAACUCUUAUGCAAACAGGAGAUAUAUUGUCACCAACAAUACAUCCAGGAGAUGUUGGGUUUAGUUAUGCAGCAUCAUCAUUAGCAAGAAAACAGAAUCUUGAUGGACCUCAGACUGACUUAGAAGCAAUACCUGAAAUUUUUCUUCAAGCCAAUUUUACACUUGAAGAUCCUUCAACUUUUCAUAAGGUUCUUCCCUGGUCCAGUGUAAAUAGUGGGAAGAACGAAGAUCCAAGUAGGCCAAUGUCACCAAAGAAGUCAAGAAAACUACUGCAAGAAAAGCUUUCUCAUUACCUCGAUAUGACGGAAGUAAGAUUAGCGCAGCAGAUUGCAUCACGCUCUGAUGAUUUCUUUAGAACCAUGUCCUCACAUGACAAACUCGAAGUAGACGUCUCAAAGACAUGCACUGACAUUCAGCAUCUUAGAGUUCAAAUGACCAAGAUAGAAGACAUAUUAAUUAAAAAGACUUUAAGUGUGAUGCGACUGUUUCGACUUCGAUCGAGGUGUAUCGCUGUGCAAGAAAAGUUGAAGUUAAUGGCGACUAUUCACCAGACACAACCAACAAUACAAGUGUUGCUCUCGACAUCAGACUAUCUUAGUGCCUUAGAUUUGAUUGACACUUCGCUGGAGAUUUUGCAGCAAGAGCUAGCAGGGGUGCAGUGUUUCAGGCACCUUGGAUCGCAACUUUCAGAAAUGAAAAAUGUUAUUGAAAGAAUGAUGGAAGCCGAUUUUAUUGAUUUUGCCUCAGCGAAUCUCAACAUACCAUCAAGAUCUGAUGGAGGCAAUGGACUUUAUGAAGAGGAACGGUUGCUUUCGGUUGUGCUUGGCCUUCUUCGCCAGAAACGGUUUCGUUUCUUGCAUUUGUAUAAGGACGAGGUAUAUUCUAUGAUAAAAUCAACGAUAAAAGAGGAGGUAUAUUCUAGUCUGUAUGGUAAAAGUACUCUACCUGACAAUGAAGAAGAAAGUCCGAAAGUUGGGGAGGCUAUCAGAGCAGUCACGCAUCAGGAAUGGGUCGCUAUGAUGGAGAAAGUGUUUGAGGUUUCGUUAAAGCUGUUGAAAAGAAUAAAGCUUAUUCACGAAAGUCUCUGCAAAGUUUUAACAAUUGCUGUUGGGCAUAAUUUGGAUGACCUAGAGGCAAGUCUCGAUGACAUCGAAACAGUACCAACCAGCGAUGACUGCACUUUGAUAACCACAUCAGAAUACAACAGGCUUUCAACUGAAAGUAAAGAGCUUAUAUGGUCUGCUUGUGAGCUGGCCCAAAUACGAUGCUCAAAAUUAAUUACAAUGCGGUCAAAGGGUGGCGCUCUAGACCAAUUGUCGUCCAGUGACUUUGUGUUACUGGCGAGGGCUGUUGAAGGAUUUGUGACAGACUGCGAAAAAGUUUGUGGAAGACAGAGUCAUAAUUUGAGGGGAACACUCUUAUCUCAAGCAAAGAGAUUUGUAGAGAAAUUUCAUGAAGAAAGAAAGAACAAAUUAGGGUUAAUUUUAGACAAUGAAAGGUGGAAACAAGCAGAUGUUCCAGUAGAAUUUCAGACACUUGUUGAUUCUAUAACUAAAGGCAUGGAGUCAAACUCAGCAUCACCAAAGCAACAAAAGAAAAAUCAGACAGCAAGCGGUAAAGCUACUGGUUAUUUGGUUGCUCAAAAUCAACGUUACGUAGUCGUAGGAACUUUGCUCCUUGUAAUGAAGAUGGUGGUAGAAUAUUGUCAAUGUGUCGAUGAUACCCCCGUUCUGACUGCUGAAAUCCUGACAAAAUUGUGUGAAAUACUUAAGAGUUAUAAUUCAAGAUUAUGCCAGUUGGUUCUUGGGGCCGGUGCCUUGAAGACGGUCGGUCUGAAGACGAUUACAGCAAAACAUUUAGGCUUGGCUGCGCAGUGUUUAGAAGUUAUAAUAAUCCAUAUUCCUAUCUUCAAAUCACAUUUCGAAGUCAGGGUUCCACCGAAACAGUAUGUUUUACUGUCGCAGUUUGAUCAAAUCCUGAAGGAUUAUCGAAAUCACAGACAUGAAAUUGUUUGCAAACUUGUUAAUCUUAUGGAAGAGGUUUUUUCUGCUCAUCUUCAAAAGUAUGAAGCCAGGCCUCCAAUGCCUUCCAGCGGUAUGCGAGCCAUUGUGAAACAAAUCCUCAAAUUACAUGAAACAUUGUCAUCUGUUUUCCAAGAACAGCAGUUGGAGCCCAUUUUUCGUGAAAUUCGGAGAUCUUUCAGGAGUAUGCUUGCUGAAAAACUAGCAUCUAUAGGAAUUGUGAACGAUGGCAGUCCACAAAGUGGGCUUGUAACUUCCGAUAUUGCGUUUUUUGCUGAGAGUGUCAAACACUGUUCAGGGAUGAACGAUAUUGGGCGAAAGUUUGACGAACUUUGGACUAUGGUUAGAGAAAUACGUAACAGAAAACUACAUGAUGUUGAUAAUAAGUUACCGAAAAGACGGUGAGUCUUUUAUAGUAUCAGGCAGGUUGUUCCAGAGGAUGCUGCCCCUGAAAGCAAACGAACUGGUGCCGUAGGUUGUGGUUUUGGCAGUUGUAAUAGUGAACCUGAUCGUAGAUUAUAAGUUAGUUCAUUACGCUCGAAAAUAUUCAACAUAAAGGAUGGAUUUUCAUAUGACAGACCCUUAAAUCAUUUACUUGAAUCCUUUAGCCUAGAUCCUUUGUAUCCUCUGACUAUAUGUUUAUCUGGGUAAAUACGGUAUUGGAAAAUUAUUUAUCAGUAAAAAAUUCUUGUUAAUUUCAACAUUUACCUAGAUAUUCUAUUAGUAAUUAAUCAACCAAAUACUGGAAAUUGUCUCAAAUUUAGUGAAUGUCGCUAUUUAAGACUAUUUUUUACAUUCUAAAACUAGUAUAAAAGGGAGGAAUUCAGCAUUUUGAAUUGUGUUUGUUGUUGUUUUGUUCGCCUAUUUAAUUUUGUUAGACAGAAUAGGUGCAGUUAAAAGAAUGAGUUUCUAAUUUCUUUAUCAACACUUUUUGCUGAUACAACAUGGAACAAGAAGGGCAAAAGCAAUAACCACUUUUCAGUUCAUGUCCUUGACUUUUACCAGUCUCAUCCUUUUCGAAUUGUUUCUUCCUAAUAGAAUCCUGGACUGUUCUCUAAUAUUCAUCUUCGUAUGAUCUGGGAACCUUAGCUCCUUCCUGUCGUGAUUUUAGACAAAUAUUAGAUGAGAUCGAUUCGUCUCAUGAGUUUCUGCACAGGUGCCCAGUUUAGUCAGUGCAACUAAUUUGGGCCUCCUCAAUUUCCAACUUGUCACUCUUGUAACGCAAAAAGAAAAAGCAAAGGUAUCUGUUAUAUUACAAUGUCCCAUUUGAGUUGAUCCUCAUCAGUUAUGCGAGCUGCUCUUUCUUCCAUCUCAUUUUAAUUGCCCUUCUCCACAGUCAAGCAGAACAAACAUAGGAGAAAUUUCCUAAGGUUCUGAUUCCUGAAAUCAGAAAUUAUGUAACGUUUAGGCCAUGAUUUGUAUAACAUAUUUUACUUUGAAGAUUUCACGACAUGCUCAUAUCGAUACACGACAUAGUUUCUCAAAAGAAACAUCAGUUAGGUAAUAAGCUGCUGGAGCUUGACGCAAGAAGAUCCGUACGUUCUUACGCGCAUAUUGUGUAAAUGUUCUCGACUGA